Messenger RNA from Marmota flaviventris (yellow-bellied marmot), 2318 nucleotides. RefSeq names its product MOB kinase activator 3C (gene Mob3c). The record is from RefSeq and is a predicted model, not a curated record. NCBI's taxonomy places the organism in Eukaryota, Metazoa, Chordata, Mammalia, Rodentia, Sciuridae.
AGCGCAAGUGAAGUGUUGUGUAUUGGGGUGGGGGAGUCCCUGUCCCCGCCCCUCCCCGCCCCGUGGCCGCGGCGUGGCUGGGCCCGGGGCGGAGCUGGCGUCGCCCUGCGGGCAGGAGGUCGGCCGCAGCGGAGCAGGGCAGGCAGGCAGGCGAGGGGAGCUGCCGAGCAGGAGGACCCACAGGAGGGCGACCCAGCGCGCUGGCAUGUGACCGCAGCCCAAGGAAGAUUCGAGCUCUCCCGUCUUGGCGGACCCCAGCAUCCUCAGAUCCCUGCCCCUGGACACCUGGCCCUACCAAGCCUAGCCAUGGCUCUCUGCCUGAAGCAGGUGUUUGCCAAGGACAAGACGUUCCGGCCGCGAAAGCGCUUUGAGCCAGGCACACAGCGCUUCGAGCUUUAUAAGAAGGCACAGGCAUCACUCAAGUCGGGCCUGGACCUGCGCAGUGUGGUGAGGCUGCCACCUGGCGAGAACAUCGAUGACUGGAUCGCUGUGCACGUGGUGGACUUCUUCAACCGCAUCAACCUCAUCUAUGGCACCAUGGCUGAGCGCUGCAGUGAGUCCAGCUGCCCGGUCAUGGCCGGCGGGCCCCGAUACGAAUACCGCUGGCAGGACGAGCGCCAGUACCGGCGGCCGGCCAAGCUCUCCGCUCCACGCUAUAUGGCAUUACUCAUGGACUGGAUCGAGGGCCUCAUCAAUGAUGAGGAUGUCUUUCCCACGCGUGUUGGUGUUCCCUUCCCCAAGAACUUCCAGCAGGUCUGUACCAAGAUCCUGACCCGCCUCUUCCGAGUCUUUGUCCAUGUCUAUAUCCACCACUUCGACAGCAUCCUCAGCAUGGGGGCAGAAGCACACGUCAACACCUGCUACAAGCACUUCUACUACUUCAUUCGAGAGUUCAGCCUGGUAGACCAGCGGGAGCUGGAGCCACUGAGGGAAAUGACAGAGCGGAUUUGUCACUGAGCCUAGUCCUGGACAUUGUUGCUCAUCAGAUGGACCAUCUGCAACAGCGUGGCUGGGGGAGGGCAUCCUUGGGAGUCUGAUGUUAGAGGAAUCUGAAGGCCCUAGGACCCCUCCACAUACCCAAUACCUGUGGACUUCUGGUUCUCAGAAGUCUGCCUACAUGUCCUCCUCGCUGCUUGUGAAUAGAGAAGGGAGGGCUUCAAGUGGGCAAAUGGAAAGAAAGGAGGAGUCAAGCCCCCUGGCAUGAAGUCUGGGAGAAGGGUGGGCUAUCCAGUUUCUUCUCUGACCUUUCCAUAGUGGUUCCUAUUUGGGGAAUGUGGAUGUGACUGUGGCUGAGGUGACAGCAAGAGAGUAAGUGGCCUCUAUGUAAGUUGGAACACAGAUGCCAGUGUGAGUGUGUGUGUGAGAUCUUGACUAUGAGAUGCCUAUCUGUGAGAGAUAGGCCCUCCCUGGCACAUAGUAGGCUCUCCAUAGAUGUUGGGUGAAUGGAGAGAUGAAUGGAUGCAUGAAGAGAUUGGGACCACUAGACCAUGACCACUGUAGGAGUCUUGACAAGUUGUUAUCCCCUCUCAGGGUAUCUGACCAUGUGUACAAGUGUAGAUGUACCUUUAUGGUGGAAGCUUCCAGGGUACCAUCUUCCAUUAGUAUGAAUCCUGGGGACCUGGGUAGAGAUUGGAAGGGGGAAGCUUACCCUGAGUUCCUUAAUCCUCUGGCCCACCACAGAUGUGGGUUCUGAUUUGCUCGGUCAGGGAUGCCCAUGUCUCCAGAAAGCCCUGAUAAUAGAGUGCCUCCUGGGGUUUGGGAAUGAUCUCUAAUGUUCACAAAGGUCCCCUGGCUUUUAAACCAGGAAUCCUGGACUCCAUUCUAGCUCCCAGAAUAUACAAAACUGACUCUUAGGAUCUGAAACCCAGCACAAAAUAAUCCUCCAGUCCAAGGAUCCAGUGGAUUUGAACUGGGAAAUCUGAAGUCCUCUCUCCUAGCCCAGGACACUGAGGAUCUUAUAGCUGAUGGAGAGACGCCAUCCUGAAAGUACCUGCCUCCUUCCCACCUAUUCCUGAGACAUUCCAGAUGAUUGGAUCUCCAAGUACAGCCAUCUACAGAGAGACUGGGAUGUUCAUUCACUGCUCAAUAACUUCUUGCCCAGCCCUGUGCCCACACAACACAGGUGGGGAAACUAAGGCAGGAACAGGAUUCUGCCCUCCCAAAGCCUCUAUAAUGGGAGGCCAGGAUGGAAUACCAGAGGGACCUGAGAAUAAUCCAGUCUGUCUCUCAUUGUACAAAGGAGGAUACUAAAGCUGGGAGAAGAGGGGAAAACUGUCUUUCACGGACUUGGAUUAAAGACCAGGGGCUUGCCUCCAAAA